Messenger RNA from Diplodia corticola, 579 nucleotides. RefSeq names its product gnat family protein. The record is from RefSeq and is a predicted model, not a curated record. The transcript has a single exon. NCBI's taxonomy places the organism in Eukaryota, Fungi, Ascomycota, Dothideomycetes, Botryosphaeriales, Botryosphaeriaceae. Gene Ontology annotation, molecular function: acyltransferase activity, transferring groups other than amino-acyl groups. Bases 1 to 579 code for a protein of 192 amino acids.
AUGAGGAAUCCCUUCCGCUCCGAACGACUGCUCUACCGGGCCAUCAAGGACACCCCCGAAGACGCGGCAUUCGUGCACUCGGUCCAAGACGACCCGGAAGCCUACGCCCUCUCCAACAUGGCCCUGCUGCGGCCCGAAACCACAAAGUCGAGCGCCGAGUGGAAAAAGCACCUCGACGAAGAGCGCCUGAUAGCCGUCAUCAUCUGCAUCGCGCCGCUCAGCAACCCCGCGGAAAAGGAUCCCGUGCCCAUCGGCAUCGUUUCCCUCGCGAAGCCGUGUGCUGGAUUGGAGCACCACCGCAACAGCAGCAUCGCCAUCGACGUCAUCGAAGCCCACCGGGGAAAGGGCUACGGCAGCGAGGCUAUCCGGUGGAUGGUGGACUGGGGGUUUCGGACCGCGGGGCUGCACCGCAUCGGCAUCCAGUGUUUCUCCUACAACCCCGGCGCUGCGAGGCUGUACGAGCGGCUGGGAUUCGUUCCCGAAGGGCGCAGGAGGGAGGAAGUGUGGUUCAACGGCGCGUGGCAUGACGUGUUGCAGUUUUCAGUGCUGGAGCAUGAGUGGAAAGAGCGGCAGCGCUAG